AUGUCUCCUGUCACCAUCGGCAUGAUGGCUCCUGCCCCUCGAGUCCCAGAGCACCUGAGUCCAGGGGCGCAGCCUGUGCGCGGAGGGCAGCCGGCAGCCGAGAGCCAUGAAGAGUAUGGACUCGCUCACAGGUAUUUCCGGCAAGUUUGGCUGAUCCGCUGUCACGACGACACAGAGCUAGGGCUGGAAGAGGAAGCCACGUCCUGCCCCGAGAUGCCCUGGGGCCGUGGCCGCCACUCUACAGUAACCAGCAAAGACACUUCGAAGCUGAGCUGCGGGCAGAGCCGACACUCCUCUGCCCUUCGCGCUCCUCCCCCCACCCUUGGCCGGGGGCUGAGCGAAUACCAGAGGAACUUCCUGUGGAAGAAGUCAUACUUGACCGAGGCCUGCCCCUCCAGGGGACGCAGGUACCCGUGGGCUGGUCUUCGAUCAGACCAGCUGGGGAUCACGAGAGAGCCGAGUUUUCUUUCAAAGAGAAGAGUGCCCCACCACGACCCACAGAUUUCCAAGUCUCUCGAGUGGGAUGGCGCCACCUCAGGGAGCCGUGUGGCUGUGUCCCCGAAGCCCGAGGUCCCAGAGCUUCCAGGAGCACAAGGACCCGAACACACAGAUGCAGCCCAACAAGGAGUUCUCGCGCUGGAAGCGUCCAGUGUUCCCAAGAGAACCAGAUCUCACUCGGAAGACUCCGGAGUGGAGGGGGCUUCCGAGGUCGUGGAGAACAAGGCGGCUGUGACGGCACGCCCCAGGCCGGCUGCUGACCCCGUGGGCCUGGAGCCUGCCACCAAGCCUCCUCUGGAAAGCGUGGAUGCCGGGGUUUUCCACAAUAAGAGCCAAUCUGUUCCGCAGUUCAAAGGUAGCUCGGUCAUCCACGAAACUGAAUACAAAAGGAAUUUCAAGGGUUUGUCUCCAGCGAAAGAGCCAACGUUAAGAAGUGACUUGAGAGAAGACGGAAGUCUGGAAGCCGUGGCUCCCGAAAAGAAGUGUAACAAAGCAGACGGCCCUUCAAGACUAGAAGCAGGGAUGGAAGGAGAAGCCUCGAGCCAGCCCAAGAAGCUCAGUCCCUGGAGACAUCAGAGGCUUGGGAAGGUGAAUUCCGAGUACAGAGCCAAGUUCCUGAGCCCGGCUCAGUACCUGUGCAAGGCUGGGGUGUGGACCCGGGUGAAGGAGGGCGCGGCGGGGCAGGGCGCUCUGAAUGCCAUGUGGUAUGCAGAGGUUAAAGAACUCCGAGAGAAAGCUGAGUUUUAUCGGAAGCGAGUCCUAGGAACACAUUUUUCUCGGGACCAUUUGAAUCAGAUUCUGUCUGAGAACAACCGCUGCUGGGACGUGUCCUCGACCGCCAGCUCGGAAGGGACUGUCAGCAGCAGCAUCAGAGCGCUGGAUCUCGCGGGAGAUCCUACCCUCCAUAAGACUUUGCAGAAAUGUCCUUCUACAAAACCAGAAGAAAAAGGAAGGAUCUUGGAAGAACAGCCCCAGAAAGAUGGCCCGGAGAAGCAGGGUGUGUCGGAUGCCCCCGCACCUGUCCGAAGGCGGCUGGCGUGGGACGCGGCGCCCACCACAGAGGAUGUGCAGAAGCAGCCCGUAGGGGAGGAGGAGGAGGGCAGGAGGAGGGCUGCGCAGGUGCCGGGGGGCGAGCCGGAGGGGGCGGCCAUGCGAGAGAAGCCCCAGGAGGACGGGCUCCCCGAAGGGUCGGAGGCGUCUUCCCUGUCCUCGGGCCGAGGCGGCAGGCUCCCGACCCCCACGCUUAGGGAGCUCGGCGGGGUCCAGAGAACUCACCAUGACCUCACGACGCCGGCCGUGGGGGGCGCCGUGCUCGUGUCUCCGUCCAAGGUGAGACCCCCAGAGCAGAGGAAGAGAGCAUCCUCUCAGGAUUUUCCAGAACCGUCAAAGAGUGCCUGCACCAAGAAAGGAAGCCGGGCCCUAGCCCUGCUGACAUCCCCCGCGGCAGGCGUGAAGACGGUCGACCCCCUGCCUCUGCGUGAGGACACGGAGGUGGACAUCCACAGACCUGCUGGGGCGGCCCCUCCAGCUUCAGAGGGUUCUGAGCAUCGAGUCGGCACCCCUGGGCCGUCACCCUCCCCCCUGGGUGCCCCGGCCUACUGGCACCCUGCCCGUCGAAUCCAGGGCUCUCUGCGCGACCCGGAGUUCCAGCACAAUGUAGGAAAAGCAAGGAUGAACAAUUUGCAGUUACCUGAGCGGGAGGCCUUUAACGACGAAGACGAGGACAGGCUGUCCGAGAUCUCCGCCCGCUCCGCAGCUUCCAGUCUCCGGGCUUUUCAGACUCUGGCGCGAGCGAAGAAGAGGAAGGAGGCUUUCUGGGGUCAGGCGUAGACUCAGCUGCGCUGCGUUCAGCAGGGAACCGUCGGCACAACUUCUCUGUGGCUUACCGUGUUCACAUUUUUUGGAGUGCUGGAAUUUUUUUCUGACCUUUGAUUUUCAUAGUCAAUUCAGCUCAUUUGUGUAUUUUUAACACAGGCGUGUACAGACUUAACUUUUAAAGAAUUCUCUCUGCAUCUGUCCCAAAGUACAGAGACACGGAUGAUAGACUCUUCACAUUGCCACUUCAGUGCUAGGUGUCCUGGAUAGGAUUCCGCCCCAGCAGGGAGGAGGAUUCUGAGCCAAUCAACUGAGCGCAGUGAGAACGGAGAUGCUGGCGGGGGGGUCUGUGCCCCAAGGCUGGAUACGCGUCUCCAUGGUUGAGGGUGCCACGAAAUGAAGUUGCUCCUCUAACCGUUGCUGUCGAGUGACUUUUUGCUUUAGCUCCUCUGUCUGUGGUUGUGGUGUUUUGUUAGUUAAGAUUCUUAUACUUUAAAAAUACUAGCUGUAUAUACUUUUCCUAUUUAUGUAACAGAGUUUGCUGAAAGAUAUGUAUAUUUUUGAUCUUUGUGUGUAUUAUUUGUAUAAGGACUUUGGCUUACAUUUGAAUAAUGUCUGAAUUUUGAAAAAUUGUUUGUAUAAUGGAGAAUUAAAACUUUGUAGAAUUAAAAUUUUGAAAUAAAAACUGAUCAAGUG
Molecule: messenger RNA, 3009 nt
Organism: Carlito syrichta (Philippine tarsier)
Lineage: Eukaryota; Metazoa; Chordata; Mammalia; Primates; Tarsiidae
Gene: SAXO6
Product: Mdm1 nuclear protein
Exons: 16
Coding region: 1-2328 (775 amino acids)
Biological process (GO): negative regulation of centriole replication
Molecular function (GO): microtubule binding
Source: RefSeq, a predicted model, not a curated record